AUGGUACUAUCAAAUGGUUAUAAAUGUGAUGGUGGUAAUAGAACAAUACGUUGGUCACAAUUUUGCGAUGGAAUUAUUGAUUGUUAUGAUCGUUUUGAUGAAGAAGGACAUUUUUGUAAACUUUGUAUAAACAAUCUUUAUUCAUGUCCACCAAAAGAUGAUAUACGUUGUGAUUUAGCAUGUAAAAUGCUUCAUUAUGUACCAUGUCAAACCAUACAAGAUCGUCGAGCAUGUCAUAACAUUGAAAAAGAUUUUGUUACUAUUAUGAUUUUUCUUGUCUUAAUUGGUCUUAUUAUUCCAAUUAAAUAUCUUAUUCGUAGACAUCGACAAAAUAUAGUCAAUACUACACCAAUAUCAUUAAAUCAUUCUUAUGUUUCAAAUCGUCAAAUCGAAACAGAUACAUUAUCUAGUCAUACAUAUGAACAAUGUUAUGAACCACCAUCUUAUGAAACUGUACAAAAAUGUCCAUUGAUGAAAACAUAUUAUGAACAUGUUGUAUGA
Messenger RNA from Rotaria sp. Silwood1, 501 nucleotides. The record is from the annotation of a GenBank genome assembly. Lineage: Eukaryota; Metazoa; Rotifera; Eurotatoria; Philodinida; Philodinidae.